This is a messenger RNA of Hippocampus comes (tiger tail seahorse), 3371 nucleotides long. RefSeq names its product transmembrane serine protease 7 (gene tmprss7). Gene Ontology annotation, biological process: acrosome reaction; proteolysis. Gene Ontology annotation, molecular function: serine-type endopeptidase activity; protein binding. The record is from RefSeq and is a predicted model, not a curated record. The transcript is spliced from 19 exons. Lineage: Eukaryota; Metazoa; Chordata; Actinopteri; Syngnathiformes; Syngnathidae. Bases 882 to 3356 code for a protein of 824 amino acids.
CUUGUUAAACCAUAUAAUAUCAAGGAACACGGUUAAGAAUUUAGGUUGUCAAUGCAGGUCAGGGCUUCUCAUCGUGUUUUGAUUCGUAUGGUUUGUUUCCAGGAAUAGAAAUCAGUGAGGAGCAAAAGAAGCAGUCGAUUGCGAACGCCAGAAGAGCAAAACAGGGCAAAAUGCACACUGUGGGCUACUCCGGCUCCGUGCCCCCGCACCACCAAAACCUCCACCCUCUCCACCAGCGACACGUGACCAUCCCCACCAGCGUCCCCCAGCAGCAGGUGUUCGCCCUGGCCGAGCCACCCAAGCGAAAGCCAUACCAGCUACUCUACAGCAUCACCCGCAGCACCUUUUUCAGGAAGUGAACCAGAUAUCCGUCCAUUCCUUUGAAUGUACUCGUUUGUGUGUGUUUUGUAACAUGUUGUUGACUGUGCCUUGGAUGAAGAAGGGGCGACUAGUGUUAAAAUACCGACUGUUUUGUUCUGGUACCCCUCAACUGUGUCUCUGUGACAAUGAUGCCUCAUCUGCUUUUAUGUUGACUCGUAUUUUAUUUCACAAAGGCUGGACCCUUUUUUUUUUGUUGUUGUUUUUAUUUGGACUUCUGCUGCUGAACACCCUGUCUGUGAAUAACAUUGUAAAUAAAACUCUUGUAUUGAAAGACACGGUUCCAGGCUCUCUCCCUGGGGUAGACAUUUUGUGCCAAACGGAGUCUGUAAUGACGGUAACGCGAUACGUGCGUUCUUCCUGACGCCUCGGCUCUUGUUUCACAUGCCGACUGAAUGUGCAGCGUGCUGGAUCUUGCUCUUUUUCCCGACUGAAAAUUGAUCUUUCAAAAAGAAAACUGGAAAUGAGGAGAUAAAGUGGCCUUCAAUGGGGAUGCCCAUGUCAUGGGCCCAGAGCGCAAGGAGAGCGGAGAUGUCGACGCAUCUCAACAGGAUGCUGUCAGUUUCACUGACAUAUCGGUUGAGGUCUCCACCGUGGACCACACGCUGCAGAAACUCUGCAGAAUGUACAGGAAGACGAGGCGGAAGCCCAAAGGUCUGUCCAGGCUGUGGGCUUACCUGCUGAGCAUUCGGCAUCUGGCGGUCAUCAUCACGGCUGUGGUCUUUGUGCUAGUGGUUGUCCUGUGGUCGCUGCUCUGGGUCUUCAUAUUUCGACGCGAGGGCAACAGUGUCGUGUACUUUGCUGGGAUGUUCCGCGUGGCUAAUGUGGAGUUCAUCCCGGAGUACCGCCAGGCCGGAUCCCACGAGUUUGUCUCCAUGGCGACCAGAAUACAGCAUGUGGUAAGCGACGUGUACAAGAUGUCCUCAGUGACUCGCCUGUACAAGCACGCCAUCAUUUCAGACCUCAGUACCAACAACAAGGGAGGCGUGCUGGUGCACUUUUGGAUGGUGUUUGAAGUCCCUCGCCUGAAGAGCGCGGCGGUGUGCGAGGAAUGCGUAGCCGUCAUCCUCCGGGACUCGGUUCACACCAGCCUGAAGAACCGCUCAUCGGUGGGCUACCUCCUGGACCUCCCUGUAGACAUCGACUCCAUCCUCGUCAAUGCUGUCCGACGCUCGGAUUACACCUCCAAUGCAGCAGGAUCCCAGUGUAUAGACAAACUUUACGCCAGCCUUCCCGGUGCGAGGGUCCCUCUGAAUGUCUUUUCAUCAUGGGGUGGUGUGCGGUGCCACGUGAAGCUCACCGCCGUGCCCGGUUUUCUCAUCCGGCUGACCGUCGCCUCCUUCCAAAUCGAGCCCAGUGACUGCGUCCAUGAUGCCCUGACUGUGUACGACGCUCUUCUGCCCAUGAGGGGGCGAGUUCUCCACAGGCUGUGCGCGCCUUUGUCCAGCUCCAUCUCCCUCGUGUCCACCUCCAACGUCAUGCUGCUGUCCUUCACCAUGUCCAGCGGAACCAAGAGCUUCAGAGGACACUUUGAGGCCAUCGCAGAAGAGUUGUGCGUUUCUCGCGUCGCGUCAAAACCGCAUGCGACAGGCCAGGUCUACAGCCCCUUCCACCCAAGCCUUAUGCCCCCCCACUGCUCUUGCACGUGGAUCUUCCAGACUCCUGACGCCGCGUUGGGGGUUGCUCUGCAGCUUCAAAAUUAUGUGCUGAAACCAAAGGACAUGAAGGGGUGUGAGCAUGGAUGGUGGAGGGUCAACGAAGUGAUUUACUGCGGUAGCUACGUGGGAUACGAGAGCAUAUUUCGCAUCGCAGAGUGCACCGCCAAGGUGGAAUUUCGCUGCACCUCCCGAAGCGCCACGCAACCUUUCCAUGUGACGUACAGCAGCUACAACAUCAGCCAACCCUGUCCGGAAAGUCACUUCCUGUGCUCCACCGGACUCUGCGUGGAGAAAAGUCGACGCUGCGACGGGCUGGACGACUGCCAGGACGAGAGCGACGAGGUCUUCUGCUCGAGGCCCACCAAAAACUGUGGCGGCAGCAGCCCUUUGCAUCCUCUGUUUGCCUGCAACGGUGAGACGGACUGCGCCAACGGAUUGGAUGAAACCAACUGCACACAGGAAACAAGCUGCUCAGCCGUCAGCUAUCAUUGCAACAGCGGCACGUGCAUCCGGAAAAAGAACGCCAGGUGUGAUGACAUCGCUGACUGUCAGGACGACAGCGACGAACUCGACUGUGCUUGUGGGCUCCCCAACCACCCGGUGGCCCACCGCAUUGUCGGCGGGACCGACUCCGAGGAGGGCGAGUGGCCUUGGCAGGUCAGCCUGCACUUCUCGGGUCACCUGAUCUGCGGCGCCUCCCUGCUCUCAUCCGAUUGGCUCGUUUCAGCGGCGCACUGCUUCAGCAAAGACAGGCUGUCGGACCCGCGCCGCUGGCGGGCCCACUUGGGCGCGCUGACGCAGGGUUCCGCUGGGCACGUGGCGGAGAUCCAACGCAUCGUGGUGCACGAGUACUACGAUGCCCGCACGCUAGACUACGACGUGGCCCUGUUGCGCCUCAAGAGGGCGUGGCCGCCCUCCCUGGGCCCACUGGUGCAGCCCGUGUGCUUGCCCGCCGCUUCACAUGCCGUCACCGCCCGACACCGCUGCUGGGUGACAGGCUGGGGACAUCGCUUUGAAGAGGAUAAGUCGCUGCCAUCUGUGCUGCAGAAAGCCCAGGUGUCCGUCAUGAGCCAGACUGAGUGCAAGAAGACUUACGGCCCAGUGUCGCCGCGCAUGCUGUGCGCAGGGGUCCCGUCGGGGGAGCGCGACGCCUGCAGGGGGGAUUCAGGCGGGCCGCUAUCCUGUCAGGCGCCAGGCGGGGGCCGCUGGUUCCUGAUCGGUAUUGUUAGCUGGGGUGCGGGCUGCGGCAGACCUGGCCUGCCCGGUGUCUAUGUCAGGGUCAGCAAGUUCACGUCGUGGAUCUACGGCCACAUCGGCUGACAGCCCCCGCUCAUU